This is a messenger RNA of Symphalangus syndactylus (siamang), 3605 nucleotides long. RefSeq names its product olfactory receptor 9G1-like. Gene Ontology annotation, cellular component: membrane. NCBI's taxonomy places the organism in Eukaryota, Metazoa, Chordata, Mammalia, Primates, Hylobatidae. The record is from RefSeq and is a predicted model, not a curated record. Gene Ontology annotation, molecular function: G protein-coupled receptor activity; olfactory receptor activity. Gene Ontology annotation, biological process: G protein-coupled receptor signaling pathway.
GUUCAAGUGCUGAUUCUGGGGGCACUCCAAAAUUCAAAAGUCAGUUCUAUAGCACUGAGACACGUGCAGCAAGAAAAUUGGAAGCAAACCAGACAGGUGAGAUUCCUUACAGCCAUGCAGAGGAGCAAUCACACAGUGACUGACUUCAUCCUGCUGGGCUUCACCACAGAUCCAGGGAUGCAGCUGGGCCUCUUCGUGGUGUUCCUGAGUGUGUACUCUCUGACUAUGGUAGGAAAUAUCACCCUCAUCGUGUUGAUCUGUAAUGACUCCCGCCUCCACACACCCAUGUAUUUUUUCAUUGGAAAUCUGUCAUUUCUGGAUCUCUGGUAUUCUUCUGUCUACACCCCAAAGAUCCUAGUGACCUGCAUCUCUGAAAACAAAAGCAUCUCCUUUGCUGGCUGCCUGUGUCAGUUCUUCUUCUCUGCAGGGCUGGCCUGUAGUGAGUGCUACCUGCUGGCUGCCAUGGCUUAUGAGCGCUACAUGGCCAUCUCCAAGCCCCUGCUUUAUGCUCGGGCCAUGUCCAUAAAGCUGUGUACAUUGCUGGUAGCAGUCUCAUAUUGUGGUGGCUUUAUUAACUCUUCAAUCAUCACCAAGAAAACGUUUUCCUUUAACUUCUGCCGUGAAAACAUCAUUGAUGACUUUUUCUGUGAUUUACUUCCCUUGGUGAAGCUGGUCUGUGGCGAGAAGGGCGGCUAUAAGGUUCUGAUGUACUUCCUGCUGGCCUCCAAUGUCAUCUGCCCCGCGGUGCUCAUCCUGGCCUCCUACCUCUUUAUCAUCGCCACUGUCUUGAGGAUCUCCUCCUCCCAGGGCCGCCUCAAAGCCUUCUCCACAUGCUCCUCCCACCUGACCUCUGUCACUUUAUACUAUGGCCCCAUUCUCUACAUCUAUGCUCUCCCCAGAUCUAGCUAUUCUUUUGAUAUGGACAAAAUAGUUUCUACAUUUUACAAUGUGGUAUUCCCCAUGUUGAAUCCCAUGAUCUACAGCCUAAGGAAUAAGGAUGUGAAAGAGGCUCUGAAAAAACUUCUUCCAUAAAUCAAUAUUAUCUCCACUAGAGGAGAAACAAAGACGACCGUAGAUGGAGUGUUUUGUAUUUCAAACAGAGUUACCAUUGUGCUUUAUCAUGAUCAGUCCCCCUCUUGAUACGUGACAGUUACAGACACAUGCAAUAAGAAAAUUAGGAAAAUUUAGGAGAAAAACUUCUGAAUAUAUAAGAAUUUGAAUUGAAUUUCCUAUCUCUCUUAUUAAAAACAAACAUAAACCUUAAGCCCAAAACCUCUCCUAUACCUUCAUAAAGUGAGGAACAGCCUACCUCGUUAGCCUAAGAUUUGACUAACUGAUACAUAUAGAAGAGUAUCUAUAUAGUUCCUAGAACUAGGAAGAAUUGUGCUCAAUUUUUAAUAUUUUCCUAUGGUUAAUAACUAGCUGACAUUCAUCACUUUCCAUUCCCUGAACAGAAUAUCUUAAACAUUGUUCUACAUGCUUUCCCCCCUGCAAGAAGAAUUAUCACAAAGAUCCAGAGGAACCCAAGAAAUAACUCAGUACAAAUGAGACCCAGAAAGGCAUGACCUUGCUAUGCCUCUUACAUAAGUUUCUUGAUUAAGAAAAAAAUUCAUCAAGAUGCCAUACAUAUGAUUUUUGUAAUUCACUGUAUAAUUCCCAGAGCUCUUCUUUAUUUUACAGGGGUGAACUUACAAGGACUUUUACAUUUAAAUUGUGACCUUCUGAGCAUCAAAGGGCAAUUAUCAUCAUUUAAAAAAUAAUUAUUAUUUUGGCGAAGUGAAACAAUUUCAAAAAUAAAAGUCUAUGAGUACACAUUGAUCAAUAGAUAUUUUAUUUUUAUUUUUAAUAGAUAACUUUAUAGAGAAUAUGUAUGUACAAGUGUGAUUCAACAAACGGAUAUUUCACUUAGCAUAAUGUCUUCUAUGUUUAUUUACGUUGUUGCAGGUGACAGAAUUACAUUUCUUGUAAGGCUGAAUAGUAUUCCAUUGUGUACUAUAUGCCACUUUUUCUUUUAUCGAUUUAUCUGUUGAUGGGCACUUAUGUUGUUUCUACAUGUUAGCUAUUGUGAAUAAUACUGCAAUGAGCAUGAAAGCACAGAUAUCUCCUCAACAUAUCGAUUUAAAUUCCUGUAAGCAUCUACCCAGAAGUGGAAUUGUUGGAUCAUAUGGUAAUUCUAUUUUUAGUUUUUGGAGAGAACUCUAUACUGUUUUUCAAAAUGGCUGUGCUAAUGUACAUUCCCAUCAACAGAGUAUAAGAGUUCCCUUUACUCCACAUCCUGGCCAAUGUUUGAUAACUUCCAUCUUUUGGAUAAUGACCAUUGUAAUAUAAUGCAUAAUGUAUAAUAUACGAAGUGAUAUUUCAUUAUGAUAAGUGAAAUAAGCCAGGCAAAGGAGAAAACAUAUUGCAUCAUCCCACUUAUGAGUGGGAUCUAAAAUUUAGAACUCCUCCAAGUAGAGAGUACAAUAGUAGUCACCAGUGACUGGGUCAGGGUGGUUGGAGAAAGGAGAAAUGUCGAUCAUGGGGUACAAAGUUUCGUGUAGACAGGAGGAAUAAGUUCUGGUGAACUACUACAGGACAAGGUGACUACAGUUAACAGUAAUGUUUUGUGUAUUUCAAAAUCAUUUUAAAAGUGGAUCUUACGUGCUCUCACCACAAAGCAGUGAUAAGUAUAUGAGGUGAUGGACAUAAUAAUUAGUCUGAGAUGUUCAAUCCACAAUGUAUACAUGUACUGAAGCAUUGUAUUUUACCCCAUACAUGCAUAAAAUUAUGAUUUAUCAAUAUGAAUAAAAUUAAAAAAACAAAAAGAUGAACAUGACAAGUGGCAAUUAAUUUUGAUUAGUUUUUCAAUGUAAGACAGUACUAAUGUAAUUUAUGUUUAUAAACAUAAAUACUCUCUGGUUUGAAUUGGCAUAAGCAGUAAAGGAAGAAAAUGCAAGAAACCGAAUUAGGCAAGUAGGCCCAGAAAAUGUAGGAGUUUCACACAGAGAAGAAAGAUUAAAUUCACACUGGCAAUCACGGACACUAACACGGUAAGUGGAGGCAAGGAAUAAAAUCAAUAGAGGUUAUAACACACAGUAAUGCAACCGAAACAGAGUUCAACAGUGUAAUUCUAAGAUGCCCGAUUUAGGCAAUGUUCUGAAAAAGAACAGUAUUUAUGCCAACUCAGUAUUCUGGUUUUCUAAAAUACAUGUUCUAUUUCCCACUAAUGAUAUUAAAAUUCCUAUAAAAUACAUUCUUUUGAAGUAAUCUUAACUGACUUAAUUAUUAUAUUACAGUGGCAGUAAAUCAAUUAUGUUAUAUUGCUUGACUGAAACCAGAAAUCACAUCAUUCCAGAGGGAAGCAUCAAUUACAAAAAGUAAAACCGAUGUGACACAUCUAUUUUUAAAAUGCCGUGGUAUCAUAAACCCUGACAUGUAACUAUAGAAAAGAGUCUCAAACUACUUGAGGGCUUCUAUUCUAAUAUUUUUAGGGGAGGCUCUCAAAAUUCACUCUUCAAAUAAGAAUAAGAAUAUGCCCAUAUAUUAUAAACGUGGCUGGCCUAUGUACAUAUUCAUAUUAUUUUAUGCUGGAAGUUAGCUCUAGAAUCAUGUCUAAGUAAUAUUAC